This is a messenger RNA of Eurypyga helias (sunbittern), 1017 nucleotides long. Its product is annotated as keratinocyte proline-rich protein-like. The record is from RefSeq and is a predicted model, not a curated record. The coding region runs from base 1 to 1017 and encodes 338 amino acids. The transcript has a single exon. Lineage: Eukaryota; Metazoa; Chordata; Aves; Eurypygiformes; Eurypygidae.
AUGUCUUUGAACCAAAUGCAAAUCAAGCAGGAAAUCACCCUCCCACCUGGCCUGAGCAAAACGGUUUCAAAGCAAAGCCAAGACCCUGUGCCGUGCACUGAGCCGCUCCCAUGUCCGCAGCAGCAACAUGAUGUCCAAGUCUCAACACCUUGCCCAGAACCAGUGCCAGUAGCAGUGGUACCAUGUCCCGAAAAAUCAGUGCCAUUGCCAACACCGGUGGUGGAACCAGGCAAGGGAGAAACGCCAGUGGUCAUAAUCCCCGAGUGUCCGCCCCAGGAGCUGCAGCAGCAACAGCAGUGCAAGCUACCACCAACUUUGCCACCUGUUUCAUGCCCUGAGCCUGUUCCAUGCCUUGAAGAGAAGUCAGCAUGCAAAGAGCUGCCUGUCCCAGCCCCUGUUUCCUGCUCUGAACCAACUCCAUGUGUGCUGGAGAAACAGGAGUGCAAGGAGAUCCCUGUGCCAGUCCCUGUUACCUGUUCAGAGCCUGCAGCAUGUGCCCAAGAGAAGGAGCAGUGCAAGGAGAUCCCUGUACCAAUCCCUGUUCCAUGCCCUGAACCUGCACCAUGUCCCCAGGAGAAGCAGGAGUGCAAGGAGAUCCCUGUGACCACCCCAUGCCCUCCAGAGCAGCAGGAGUGCAAGGAGAUCCCCGUGCCAAUCCCUGUUCCAUGCCCUGAACCUGCACCAUGUGCCCAAGAAAAGCAGCAGUGCAAGGAGAUCCCUGUUCCAUGCCCUGAACCCGCACCAUGUGCCCAAGAAAAGCAGCAGUGCAAGGAGAUCCCCGUGCCGAUCCCGGUCCCAUGCCCUGACCCUGCACCGUGUCCUCAGGAGAAGCAGGAGUGCAAGGAGAUCCCUGUGCCAACCCCAUGCCCUCCAGAGCAGCAGGAGUGCAAGGAGACCCCUGUGCCAAUCCCUGCUCCCUGCCCUGAGCCAGGGAAGUGCUCCCUUCCGGAGAAGUGCCCUCCCAUUGAGCAGCAGCAGGUGAAGCAGCCCAACCAGUGGCCACCCAUGCAGAAGUAA